UAGCUAGCUAGAUCCGCCGCCGCGUUGCAACCUGCGGGGGAACAUUGAUCGAACCGUGCUUGCGCUUGACCUUUGCUGACCGGAGAUGGAGAUGCAGCUCGCGGCCGUGCUCGCCACGCUCGCCCUCGGCGGCGCGCUCGUCGUGCUCUUCUUCGGCAAGUGGUGGCAGCCGCUGGCCGACGGCGACAAGCGCGUCAAGGAGCUCGACGACGCCGUCGAGGCCCUGCUGCAGCUGCGGGCCGACCUGCUCAAGCAGCUGGACGGCGCGCCGGAGCCGGAGCAGCCGCGCGCGUGGCUGCGGCGCGUGCAGGACGCGCAGGACGAGGUCGCGUCCAUCAAGGCGCGGCACGACGCGGGGCAGCUCUACGUUGUCCGCCUCCUGCACUACUUCCUCACCACGGGCCCCGUCGCCGGGCUGGCCGAGAAGCAGCUCAAGGUCGUGCGCGCGAUCCAGGAGCAGGGCGCGGCUCUGCUGGAGGCCGCGCUGGCCACGCCGCAGGCGCCGCCACCGCUCCUCCUCCAGCCCGAGGAGCUGGAGCUCCCGCCCGAGACAGGUUCCACCAGGGCGUACCUCAACGAGGCGCUCCGUUUCCUCGGCGACUGCGACUCCGCGCUUGGCGUCUGGGGCGCCGGCGGCGUGGGCAAGACGACGGUGCUGAAGCAGGUGCGCGACGUGUGCGGCCGCGUCGCACCCUUCUUCGACCACGUCCUCCUCCUGGCGGCCUCCAGGGACUGCACGGUGGCCAAUCUCCAGAAGGAGGUCGUGGCCGUGCUCGGCCUCCGCGACGCGCCGACCGAGCAGGCGCAGGCCGCCGGAAUCCUGAGCUUCCUCAGGGACAAGAGCUUCCUGCUCCUGCUGGACAGCGUGUGGGAGCGCCUGGACCUGGAGAGGGUCGGCAUCCCGCAACCCUUGGGGGUGGUGGCUGGCCGGGUGAGGAAGGUGGUCGUGGCAUCCAGGAGCGAGGCGGUGUGCGAGGACAUGGGCUGCCGCAAGAAGAUGAAGAUGGAGUGCAUGAACGAAGACGACGCGUGGAGCCUCUUCGAAGCGAACGCCGGCGAGGAGGCCAUUAGCGGCAACGCCCAAAUCUCCACACUUGCAAGACAGGUGGCUGCAGAAUGCAAUGGCCUGCCUCUCUUCCUAGCCACCGUCGGCCGUGCCUUGUCCAACAAACGUACAGCAGAGGAGUGGUGCCAUGCACUCGACAAGCUCAAGAAGCCGCAGCUCACGAGCACUGCGCCCGGCCAGGACAAGAGCGCGCACGCUCUCGUGAAGUUGUGCUUCGACAAUCUCGAGAGUGACACGGUGAGGGAGUGCCUCCUGACCUGCGCCCUCUGGCCGGAGGACUACAACAUCUCCAAGGACGAGCUCGUGCAGUGCUGGAUCGGCCUGGGCCUCCUCCCCAAGUACGACGACGUCGACGAGUCGCUCCGGUUCGGGCACACGGUGGUCUCCAUCCUGGAGUCGGCGCGCCUCCUGGAGCAGGGCGACAACCACCGGUACAACAUGUGCCCGUCCGACACGCACGUCCGGCUCCACGACGUGGUCCGCGACGCGGCACUCCAGCUCGCGCCCGGCAAGUGGCUGGUCCGCGCGGGCGUCGGGCUGAGGGAGCCGCCCCGCGAGGAGGCGCUGUGGCGCGACGCAGAGCGCGUCUCGCUGAUGCACAACGCCAUCGAGGAGGCCCCCGCCAAGGCCGGCAGCGCGCUCUCGGACGCGCGGCCGGUGUCGCUGAUGCUGCAGUGCAACCGCGCCCUGCCGCGGAGGAUGCUGCAGGCGAUCCAGCACUUGACCAGUCUGACGUACCUGGACCUGGAGGACACCGGCAUACUGGACGCGUUCCCGAUGGAGGUCUGCUGCCUCGUCAACCUGGAGUUCCUCAACCUGUCCAGGAACCGGAUCCUGUCGCUGCCCAUGGAGCUGAGCAACCUGAGCCAGCUCAAGUACCUCCACCUGCGCGACAACUACUACAUCCAGAUCACGGUGCCUCCGGGUCUGAUCUCGCGGCUCGCGAAGCUGCAGGUGCUGGACCUGUUCACCGCGAGCAUCGUCUCCGUGGCGGACGACUACGUGGCGCCGGUCAUCGACGACCUGGAGAGCAGCGGCGCGCGCAUGCCGUGGCUCGGCAUCUGGAUGGACAACACCGGCGAUGCGCAGAGGCUCGCGCGCCUGGCGCCGGGCGUGUGCGCCCGGUCGAUCCACCUGCGCAAGCUGGAGGGGGCACGGACCCUGGAGCUGCUGUCGGCGCAGCACGCGGCAGAGCUCGGGGGCGUGCAGGAGGGCCUGCGGGAGCUGGCGGUGUACUCGUCCGACAUCGAGGAGAUCGUGGCCGACGCGCACGCGCCGAGGCUGGAGGUGGUCAAGUUCGGGUUCCUGGCGAGGCUCCGCGUCAUGGAGUGGUCCCACGGCGCGGCGUCCAGCCUCCGGGAGGUGGCCAUCGGCGCGUGCCACGCGCUGACGCACAUGACCUGGGUGCAGCACCUCCCGUGCCUCGAGUCGCUCAACCUCAGCGGGUGCAACGGCAUGACGAGGCUGGUCGGCGGCGCCGCGGAGGGGGGCAGCGAGGCGGAGGAGGUCGUGACGUUCCCGCGGCUGAGGCUGCUGACGCUGCUGGGGCUGCCGAGGCUGGAGGACAUCCGCGGCGGCGGCGGGGAGUGCGCGUUCCCGGAGCUGCGGAGGCUGCAGGUCAGGGGGUGCUCGCGGCUGAGGCGCAUACCGAUGCGGCCGGUGACCGGCGGGCAGGGCAGGGUGAGGGUGGAGGGAGACAAGCACUGGUGGAACGGGCUGCAGUGGGCGAGCGACGACGUCAAGGCAUGCUUCGUUCCGGUGCUGCUCUGAGGCCCUCGCGCACACCGAAUUUGGGGUUUUGGCGCGUCCUCUUUGGUCCCUUUGAUUGAUGAUGGUGGUGGUGGGUGAUAAAUAAGUCGAGUGAGGGAGGAUGGCCAGGAACAGCGAACAAAGCAUACAUGUGAUUUUUGGGAGUUUAUUUUCAGAAGACAAGGGAAUUGGUUUGGGUUUCCUUUUCCAAGUUUUGGAUUUCUUGUAUUCCGUUGUGAAUCUAUACUACUCCCUCCGUUUUUAAA
This is a messenger RNA of Hordeum vulgare subsp. vulgare (domesticated barley), 3081 nucleotides long. Its product is annotated as disease resistance protein RPS2-like. Gene Ontology annotation, molecular function: protein binding; ADP binding. Lineage: Eukaryota; Viridiplantae; Streptophyta; Magnoliopsida; Poales; Poaceae. The coding region runs from base 86 to 2836 and encodes 916 amino acids. The transcript has 2 exons. The record is from RefSeq and is a predicted model, not a curated record.